GCUGGCGUUCUCUGAGGACUGGGUUGAGAAACACUGCUCUAAUGCAAUAUUGGAGACACUAUAGGCGAUACCGGACACUUAAUUUUAUACAAUACAAAGAUUCGUGCAUUUAUUUUAAAAUGUUUAAUGAAUUAGUCAUUUCAAUUUUACUAUUACAUAAUAGAAAUCUUAUGUGGUCACAUAUAAAGCUUCGUACCUGUGAAGGUACUAUGUAUCUUUCAGGUUAAAUAUAUAAAUACGUGAACGAUGUAUUUCUUAAUAAUUUAGGGUACUUCCAGGACCUUAGCAGUCCUCUUAGUUACUUUCCCGCCACCAAUAUUCCUUAAGCACAACCCCCCCAGAGUUCAGUGGGCGUUUAAUCUGGCGCCCGCGAAAUGCAGCCAGCCAAUCAUCACUAAGCUGGGAUCCGUUUAGUCAAUCACUAAAGCAGGUCUAUGGGUGGGAUGGGCCUACGGAGGAAGCAGACGUGAAGUUUGCCGCGAAAUUUUCUGCGAGGAAGUUGCGGGAAAGUCAUUGUCUGAGUUUAUCCGGAGAGUUUGUGUAUGUUUAUAUUAAUUUUAUAUAUUCUUAUACGACGGGUAGUUAUUACGUGUGUUAGUAAACAUAAAGUUCGUAAUCCAGAGGACGACUUGUUGAAAUAACAGUAGUCCUGCGAAGCUUUUUUGUAUCAAUUGUGACUACAGACAGGCUUGCGCUUCGGUAGUCGACAUAACAGUAACGACAAAGUUUAUUGAUUAUUUAACUAUUUGAUAGUAAAUAGGUGAAAGUGGUGCAGGAUGUCUGGUUUUGAUGACCCAGGAGUAUUCUUUAGUGACAGCUUUGGCGGUCCAGAAGGACCGGCAGACGACGGAGUAAAGAGAAGCCAAAUUAAAAAAAGAUUCAAGGAGUUUCUAAGACAGUUUCGAGUCGGCACUGAUCGAACGGGGUUCACCUAUAAAUACCGAGAUGAACUCAAACGGCAUUACACGUUGGGAGAAUAUUGGGUGGAGGUGGAAAUGGAGGACUUGGCCAGCUUCGACGAGGAGUUGUCCGACUGUCUCUACAAGCUCCCUUCAGAAAACCUCCCCCUGCUUGAGGAGGCGGCGCAGGACGUGGCAGACGAGGUCACCAGGCCGCGGCCCGUCGGAGAAGAGCAGGUACAGGACAUCCAGGUCAUGCUGAAGAGCGAUGCCCACGCAGCCUCCAUCCGAAACCUCAAGUCGGAUCAGGUGUCCAGGCUGGUCAAGGUCCCAGGGAUCGUAAUCUCCACCACGGCGGUGCGAGCCAAGGCCACCAAGGUGUGCCUGCAGUGCCGGGGGUGUCGCUCGGUCAUCAGCAACAUCCCUCUGCCGCCGGGGCUCCAGGGCUAUGCCCUGCCUCGCAAGUGCAACGCCGAGCAGGCCGGCAGGGUGAAGUGCCCCGUGGACCCCUAUUUCAUCCUCCCAGACCGCUGCGUGUGCAUCGACUUCCAGAUGCUGCGGCUGCAGGAGUCGCCCGACGCCGUGCCUCACGGGGAAAUGCCCCGACACCUGCAGCUCUACUGCGACAGGUACCUGUGUGACCGUGUGGUGCCUGGAAACAGGGUGACCGUUAUGGGCAUCUACUCCAUCAAGAAAGGGGCUCCGGCCAAGACCCAGCGGCGCGGCCGGGACAGAGCCGCCGGCGUUGGCAUCCGCUCAUCCUACUUGCGUGUCGUGGGCAUCCAGGUGGACACUGAAGGAGCAGGCCGGGGUGGCUCGGGGUCCGUGACCCCGGAGGAGGAGGAGCAGCUGCGGACGCUGGCCGCCUCACCCUCAGUGUACCAGGCGCUGGCUCGGUCCCUGGCUCCGUCCAUCUACGGCAGCGACGACCUGAAGAAGGCCAUCGCGUGCCUGCUGUUCGGCGGCUCCAGGAAGAGGCUGCCAGAUGGCCUGACCCGGAGGGGGGACAUCAACUUGUUGAUGCUCGGGGACCCAGGGACAGCCAAGUCCCAGCUGCUGAAGUUCGUGGAGAGGUGCUCCCCCAUUGGGGUGAGUCUGCCUGUCGCUGAUACUGAAAGUUGCAUCACCAGUUCUGUAACAUCCUGCGUGUUUCAGAUGAGGGAGGAUGAUAGAGUUGCAAUCCAUGAAGCCAUGGAGCAACAGACCAUCUCCAUUGCCAAGGCUGGCAUCACCACCACUCUGAACUCGCGCUGCUCAGUCCUAGCGGCUGCCAACUCGGUCUUCGGCCGCUGGGACGACACCAAGGGGGAGGACAACAUCGACUUCAUGCCCACCAUCCUGUCCCGUUUCGACAUGAUCUUCAUCGUCAAGGACCAGCAUGACCAGCAGAGGGACAUGAACCUGGCCCGUCACGUGAUGAAUGUUCACUUGAGCGCUCAGACCCAGACGGAGGGCAUGGAGGGGGAGAUCUCACUGGCCACGCUGAAGAAGUACAUCGCGUAUGCCAGAGUGAAAUGCGGCCCCCGCCUGUCUGUGGCGGCCGCUGAGAAGCUGAAGAACAGGUACGUGGUGAUGAGGAGCGGCGCGAGGGAGCACGAGCGAGAGAGCGACAGACGGGCAUCCAUUCCCAUCACCGUCAGGCAGCUGGAGGCCGUCGUAAGGAUCGCAGAGUCGCUGGCGAAGAUGAAGCUGCAGGCUGUAGCUGGGGAAGAAGAGGUAGACGAGGCCCUGCGUCUGUUCCAGGUGUCAACACUGGAUGCUGCUCUGUCAGGCAGCCUCUCAGGUGUUGAGGGCUUCACGACACAGGAGGACCAGGAGAUGAUCUCGCGCAUCGAGAAGCAGCUGAAGCGCCGCUUCGCCAUCGGCUCGCAGGUGUCCGAGCACAGUAUCAUCCAGGAUUUCACCAAGCAGAAGUACCCGGAGCAGGCUAUCUACAAGGUCCUGCAGCUGAUGAUGAGGAGAGGCGAGCUUCAGCAUCGCCUCCAGAGGAAGGUGCUCUACAGAGUCAAGUAGAGGAAGAGUCUCGCUGUCGCUGGAGGCUGCAAGGCGAGAGGGCGGGCCAUGAAACCCAUUAUUAUGGCUCCUCUUUAGUGACAGUCUGGUGUCUUUCAAAAUGCCUGAACAAUAUGCAGGAAAAUGUCAUUUUGUUGUCACCACAGAGGAGCUGGUGGUCAUUGCCAGUUCAUACCCUAAAGCUGCUGUAUAGUCUUCCCCCCUUUGUUCUCUUUAACUGCACCCCCACCCUUUGUUGUACUGGAAAAAAAGAAUGAGUCUCUUUAUGAAGUUGCUGUGCUGUUUGUGGUAUUAAAAUGUAUAAAUAAA
Molecule: messenger RNA, 3221 nt
Organism: Paramormyrops kingsleyae
Lineage: Eukaryota; Metazoa; Chordata; Actinopteri; Osteoglossiformes; Mormyridae
Source: RefSeq, a predicted model, not a curated record